This is a messenger RNA of Zootoca vivipara (common lizard), 4557 nucleotides long. Its product is annotated as polyunsaturated fatty acid lipoxygenase ALOX15B. NCBI's taxonomy places the organism in Eukaryota, Metazoa, Chordata, Lepidosauria, Squamata, Lacertidae. Gene Ontology annotation, biological process: lipid oxidation. Gene Ontology annotation, molecular function: oxidoreductase activity, acting on single donors with incorporation of molecular oxygen, incorporation of two atoms of oxygen; iron ion binding; protein binding. The record is from RefSeq and is a predicted model, not a curated record.
UAGAGCUCAGUUGGUUAGAGCACGGUGCUGAUAAUGCCUGGGUUGGAAGUUCGAUCCCCAUAUGGGGCAGCUGACUAUUUCUGCUUUGCAGGGGGUUGGACUAGAUGACUGUCAGGGUCCCUUCCAACUCUUAUGGUCUCUCCUUGCCUCCGGAGCUUUUCCCUGUGAAAACCCGCUCUUUAAUGCUAAAGCGCAACAAACAGCAAUUUGGGCUUUCUGCAUAUUGCUGUUUGCUCCGAUUCGGCGGUAAAGAGCAGAUUUCUGCGGGGAAAGCUCUGGAGCUUAAAAAAAAAACACAAAAUGAAAGAGAAAUCGGACAUGGGGCUUUAAAACACAGACCACACCUGGAAAAUGUGGAGGAAAGGUACGUUUGGAUGGGCCCAGUGGCGGAGCUUCAUGCUCCGGCACUGGGGGGUGUAGAGCAGUUGGGGGCGUGGCUGGUGCGUAUCCCAGGGGCAUGAUGCACUCCCCCCGCCCCCUCUUCCUCCGCCAGUGGAUGGGGCCUAAGCCCUCCCUCCUGCUCCAUGCGGCAAACUCCUUAGGAAGCAUGCUUAAGAUUUCGGUGGCUACCUGUGAAAAGGCGCUUAGAACAGAUCCGCUCCAGAACCCUCAUUCUUCUAAUUCAGGCCAGGACUGGUUCAGAUACGGCUCACUUGCAAGAAGUUGAGCGUCGGAACAUCUGGGACAGUUUUAAAAAGGUACUUCUUCACGCAGCGCAUAGUUAGACUACGGAACUCCCUGCCACAGGAGGCAGUAAUGGCCACCGACCUGGAUGGCUUUAGAAAGAGGAUUAGCCAAACUCAUGAAGGAGAGGGCCAUCGAUGGCUCCCAGCAAUGAUGAUGAUGAUGAUGAUGAUGAUAAUGCUACAAUGGCUCUGCCCUGCUCCCACGGUCAGUGGCAGCAGUGCCAUCUGAGACUACAGGAGGGGGAGAGUGUUGCUCUUGUGUUCGAAUUCUGCUCGUGGGUUUCCCUAUAGGGCAUCUGCUUCACUGUGAGAACUGGAUGCUGGACUAGGUGGGCCGCUGGCCUGAUCCUGGCAAAGGCUUCAGAAAGCAGAAUUGUUGCCAGCCCCUGUUGCCAGCACUGAACUAACAGUCUGUGUCAGUAGCGGGCCCUUUUCCACGUUCCUGUGCAAACAGCAAAGUUAAAAAUAAAACGGCGCGUUCCAGUCUUGACAUUCCCCACCCCCAGGUUAGGAAUGUGUGGCAUUUUGCUUCCUGGAAAAACCUGCCUGGAUUCCCACCCUUUCCCUUUCUCUUUUCCAAGGACCUCGAAGAUGAGGCUGAGGGUAUUCUGGAAGGUGAAAGAGCGCUGGAAGAGAUUGGAGGGCGCUCGCAGAGUCGUCUCCACCAGCAAAUCUCCAGGAGCAGCUUACGAUGCCGCCCGGUGGAAAAUGGAGGCCUUUUUGGGGAGGAGGUGGCCUCUGAACGGGGCCUGCCGUUGCUCUGGAAUCCCUGCUGGCUUUCUGGGUGCCCAAGGAAGGGGGGCUGCUUCCCUGGAGAAACCCACCCAUCUCCAGAAAGAACUUCAGCCCACGAAGCAUCGAGAGGAGAGCUGCUGCAGGGGACGGCCGGCCGAGUCCAGCAGCGAAGAAGGAAUCCUGAUGGCUUCGUACAAGGUUCAAGUGGCAACCGGGACGUUCUGGGGCUCGGGGACCUUCGACACCGUCUCCAUCACCCUGGUGGGCUCGAGGGGCAGCAGCCCCAAGCAGACGCUGAACAAUACGGGGAAGGACUUUGCCCAGGGAGCGGUGGAUGAAUACAAGGUGCCCAUCGAUGGGGAGCUGGGACCGAUCCUGCUGGUCCACCUCCACAAGGAACCCUACCUCUUCUUCCCCGAGGACAGCUGGUACUGCAACUUUGUCCAGCUGGUCACCCCACAGGGAGAGACGUACCGCUUCCCCUGCUACCAGUGGCUCGAGGGGUACACGACCGUGGAGCUGAGAGAAGGGACAGCCAAACUUGUUUGUGACGAUGACGGCAACCAGUUGCUUCUGCACCACCGGGCAGAGGAGGUGAAGGCGAGACAGGUGGCAUACAGGUGGGCAGAAUUUGCGCCGGGGAUGCCUCACUGCCUGGCUGUGGAGAACAUCGAGGAGCUGAACACCAACGUGAAGUUUUCCUUUACCAAGCUCAGCUCCUUCCUGGUGCGGUCAAAGCUCACAUUGAUGGAGGUGAAACUGAAGGGGUUCAUGAACUGCCAGGAGUCUUGGAAGAAACUGGAAGACAUCCGGAAGGUUUUCUGGUUCAACAAGACACCCGUUUCCGAGUACGUUGCCGAACACUGGCAAGAAGACGCUUUCUUCGGCUCCCAGUAUCUCAACGGCGUCAACCCCGUGGUAAUCAGGAAGUGCACCCAGAUCCCAAGCAAUUUCCCCGUGACCCAGGAGAUGGUUGCCGCGUCUCUCGGAGCAUCCGCCACCCUGCAGGAGGAAAUCCAGAAAGGGAACGUUUACAUCGUGGAUUACAAGAUCCUACAGGGCAUCCCGACGAACACGAUUCAAGGGCAACGGCAGUACAUGGCGAACCCUCUCUGCCUCCUGUACCAGACACCUUCCGGGGAGCUCCUCCCCAUAGCUAUCCAGCUGAGCCAAACUCCAGGCCCCGACAACCCCAUCUUCCUUCCCAGUGACUCCGUAUGGGACUGGACCCUGGCUAAGAUGUGGGUCCGCAACGCCGACUUCCACAUCCACCAGAACAUCUCCCACCUGCUCCAUACGCACCUGCUGGCCGAGGUCUUUGCUAUCUGCACUCUGAGGCAUCUGCCGUUGUGCCACCCGGUCUUCAAGCUCCUGAUCCCGCACUUCCGAUACACCCUCCAGAUCAAUGCUUUGGCCAGGGUCAGGCUCAUCAUGGAAGGUGGGAUGAUGGACCAGGCUACCUCAGCAGGCUACAAAGGAAUCGUGCCCAUUGUGGGGAAAGGAACCUACAGCAUGACUUACGCCUCCCUCUGCCUCCCCGACGACAUUGAGGCCCGCGGAGUCGCCUCUGUCGCAAACUACCACUACCGGGAUGAUGGGCUGAAGAUAUGGGCCGCCAUCGAGAGGUUCGUGGCCAGCCUCGUCCGGAUCUACUACAAGAGUGACGACCGCGUCCAGAGCGACCCGGAACUCCAGGCCUGGAUCUGUGAGAUCUUCAAGGAAGCCUUCAAGAACAGGGAGACCUCCGGAGCUCCCUCGUCUCUGGAGACCAUGGAACAGCUGACCAAGUUCUUGACAAUGGUGAUCUUCACCUGCUCAGCGCAACACGCUGCCGUCAACUCUGGCCAGUAUGACUAUGGCGCAUGGAUCCCCAACAGCCCGCCCUCCAUGAGAAGACCCCCACCCACCACGAAGGGCACAGAGACCUUGGAGACCGUCCUGGAGACCCUCCCCAAGGUCAACACCACCUGCAUCGCCCUCUGCUCCCUGUGGUUGCUAAGCAACGAGGCAGGUGACACGAGACCUUUGGGCCACUAUCCCGAUGAACAUUUCACUGAGGACGAGCCAAAGCGGCUCAUUGUGGACUUCCAGAACGACCUGGCUAAGAUUUCUGAGGAAAUCAACGAGAGGAACAAGUCAUUACCCCUCCCCUACAACUACCUGGACCCACCUCAGAUCGAGAACAGCAUCUCGAUUUAGGUCUCGGGUGUGUAUAGCAAUGUCAGCCUGACUAGCGUUACAAAGUCGGUCCAUCUUGGAAACAACGCUAAGAGCCAGUGUGGUGUAGUGGUUAAGAGCGGUAGACUCGUAAUCUGGGGAACUGGGUUCGCGUCUCCGCUCCUCCACAUGCAGCUGCUGGGUGACCUUGGGCUAGUCACACUUCUCUGAAGUCUCUCAGCCCCACUAACCUCAACAGAAUGUUUGUUGUGGAGGAGGAAGGAAAAGGAGAAUGUUAGACGCUUUGAGACUCCUUCGGGUAGUGAUAAAGCGGGAUAUCAAAUCCAAACUCUCCUUCUCCUUCUCCUUCUCCUUCUCCUUCUCCUUCUCCUUCUCCUCCUCCUCCUCCUCCUCCUCCUUCUUCGUUGAUUCCUCUCAAAAGUUCUUCUCUGGCUCAGAAUGUAAAACGAGACACGACAAGAUCCUUUGUCUUCUGUACGUACUGUAGUAGGCAUGUAGAUGUUCGUCAGUGAUUCCAUCAUUUGAAGAUUGGAGAUGUAAAAUGAUAGAGUAUAUGGACUUAGCUAAGUUAACUGGAAGGGUAAGAGAACAAAAAGACCAGAAAACCCAAAAGGAGUGGUGUAAAUUUUCGGAAUAUCUUAAUACGUAUUGUAAAACCUUAAAAACACUCACAGAUAUGUGGUAACACCUGCAUCAGUAACAACUGAGUUUAUUUGGAUGCUGAUGAAAUAUAUUUAAGCAAAUUAAGCUUGGACUUAGAAGAGCGAGAGAUGUAAGAAUUUGAUAAAUAAAACCAAAGUAGGGGGAAGGGGAAGCUGAGUUCGGCGGAACAAAGGCCAAAUAUUUUUGUUACUUAGGAAGAUAUCCCCAAGAAGUGGAUAGUGGGAUAUUUGUCUAUGUUUAUGUUCAUGUAUGUUUAAAUUUAUCUUUGUUUAACUCUUUGUUUUUAUGGAAAAAC